Molecule: messenger RNA, 2593 nt
Organism: Ficedula albicollis (Collared flycatcher)
Lineage: Eukaryota; Metazoa; Chordata; Aves; Passeriformes; Muscicapidae
Gene: FOXO6
Product: forkhead box O6
Exons: 3
Coding region: 59-2167 (702 amino acids)
Biological process (GO): regulation of transcription by RNA polymerase II
Cellular component (GO): nucleus
Molecular function (GO): RNA polymerase II cis-regulatory region sequence-specific DNA binding; DNA-binding transcription factor activity, RNA polymerase II-specific
Source: RefSeq, a predicted model, not a curated record
GGCGGAAACCGCCCGUAACUCCGGGGGGGGGCUGUGGGGUGGCAGCGGGGAGGCGACCAUGGAAGAAAAGCUCCAGGCGCAUCAGGUGGAGAUCGACCCGGAUUUCGAGCCGCAGAGCCGUCCCCGCUCCUGCACUUGGCCUCUCCCCCAUCCCGACUUGGCGGCGGAGGAGGAAGAUGGGGGCGCGGGGGGAACCCCGGCGCUGGCGGCCGGCGGGGACGGAGCGGAGAACGCGGUGGCCCCGGUGGAGCGCAGAGUCGCCGCCGCUCCCCCGCCGCCGCCCGGCGCGGAUGUGGGGCAGCUCCGCAAGGCCAAGACCUCCCGGCGCAACGCCUGGGGCAACCUCUCCUACGCCGACCUCAUCACCAAAGCCAUCGAGAGCUCGCCGGAGAAGCGCCUCACCCUCUCCCAGAUCUACGACUGGAUGGUGCGAUACGUCCCCUACUUUAAGGAUAAAGGAGACAGCAACAGCUCCGCCGGCUGGAAGAACUCCAUCCGGCACAACCUGUCGCUGCACACGCGCUUCAUCCGCGUGCAGAACGAGGGCACCGGCAAGAGCUCCUGGUGGAUGCUGAACCCCGAGGGCGGCAAGACGGGCAAGACGCCGCGGCGGCGGGCGGUGUCCAUGGACAACAACAGCAAGUUCCUGCGCAUCAAGGGCAAGGCCAGCAAGAAGAAGCAGCUGCAGGUGACGCAGGAGCGAGGGGAGGACAGCCCGUCCUCGCAGCAGGCCAAGUGGUCGGAGAGCCCCGUGUCCCACGCCGGCGACGAGUACGACGCCUGGGCGGACUUCCGGACGCGGGCCAACUCCACGGCCAGCACGCUGAGCGGGCGCCUCUCGCCCAUCAUGGCCAGCCACGAGCCCGACGAGCUGGAGGAGGAUGAUGGCACCCCCUCCUCCCCGCUGAUGUACCCCAGCCCCUCCAGCACCAUGUCUCCUUCCCUCAGCACCCGCUGCUCCGUGGAGCUGCCCCGGCUGACCGACCUGACCGGCACCAUCAGCCUGAACGAGAGCCUGGGGGAGAGCAUGCUGGAGGACCUGCAGGACGGCUACAGCAUGAGCCCCUCCCAGCAGCUGCCCCCGGCCGCCCUGCGGCAGCGCAGCUCCAGCUUCACCUUCAACUCCAAGUGCUCCAGCAUGGGGGCCGCCUCCAACACCUACUGCGGGACCAUCUACAGCCAGCCGGCCAUGAGCCUCAUGCGCCGCCUGCCCAUGCAGACCAUCCAGGAGAACAAGCAGGCCACCUUCUCGCCCGUCAGCUCCUACAGGAACGCCUCGCUGCAGGAGCUGCUCUCCUCCAUCUCCUACGCGCACAAGGAGAGCAUGGUCCCGGGGGGGGAGCUGCCCCUGCCGCAGGCCGGCCCCGUGGUGCCGGCCCGUGGCCACAGACACAACCCGCUGCUGUGCGGGGCCGGGGAGCAGGGCCUGUCCUCCUACCCGCCCCACCCGGGCUCUCUGAUGAAGAGCAACGCGUUGUACCACCCGUCACCAGCCGGUCACCACCCUGCGGUCAACACCAGUGCCUUAGCCAACCCCGUCAGCCUUAUGAGCCUGCCCGGUGACUCGUGCGGCGUGACGGCCAUGCCGCACCACGGGCACCCGCAUUCCUACGCUAAUAACCAAGGGGCACACAUGAGCUUGCUGGAUUCGCUGCAGGGCCCCUACCCGGGGGCCGGCCACCCCCCGGUGCUGGGCCAAGACAGGUUCCCGGCAGACCUGGACCUGGACAUGUUCAACGGGAGCCUGGAGUGCGACGUGGAGUCCAUCAUCCUGAAUGACUUUAUGGACAGCGACGAGAUGGACUUCAACUUCGACUCGGCGCUGCCGCCGCAGAACGGGCUGAACGUGCCCGCGCUGCCCGGGGCGCCGCAGCCCACGAACCAGAGCUGGGUGCCCGGAUGGGCGAGAGCCAUCGGUCUGAGCUUGAGGUCGAACACGGGACACAAACCGGAGGGUCAAAUAUUGAGACGGGGGAGGACCCCCAGCCCCACGUGUGCCCGGUCUGCAGGUCCUGCCAGCAUCCUCUGGAGGAUACAGGGCAGGUGGGUGGGAGAGGCAGCCAGAGCCAGGCAGAUCCAGCGGGGGAGCAGGCAGGGAGAGCCUUUUCAGACAGUGCCAGUGCCCCAUGGCAAUGGUGCCAGUUUGAUUUGCCCCUGGGCUGGGUGACACAGUGGUGACGGCUGGUGGUGUGGUGGUGUGGGACCCUCCCUGCAUGGGCAUCCCCCCUGGGAAGGGGCUCUUCUCUGAACCACCUUGGGAAAUGAGUCCUGGGUAGAAGUGUCAGGAGUGGGGACCCUGCCCCAGGGCAAGGGGGGGCUCGUGGCCCCUCAGUCCUGGUGGAGAGCAGCGCUCUCUCCCCUGCGGGUGUCCUCGUGUGGCUCCAGGCAGGUGUUCUUGCCGAGCAGUGACGAGGGGGUGGUGAUGAUGUGCACUCAGCAGCCCUGGGAGCAGCAUCUCAGCAGCCUCCAGGGCCUGAGGGUGCCAGGGGAAGGCUACAGCCCCUGCCUGGGACAGGGGGGCACUCCAGGGGGGUCCUGCUGGGAGUGAGGGUCCCCUGAGCUGGAGGCUCGGGGGCAGCUUGCAGGGGCGGGG